Penaeus vannamei (Pacific white shrimp) is the source of this 1179-nucleotide messenger RNA. The record is from RefSeq and is a predicted model, not a curated record. NCBI's taxonomy places the organism in Eukaryota, Metazoa, Arthropoda, Malacostraca, Decapoda, Penaeidae.
CGUCACCCUUCCCCGACAGGACCGCUGCAGUGUGGGCAUCCAACGCCUACGUCCUUCGCCUGCGGGUGGCUGUCGGCGCCGUGGUCGGGAUCUUUAUCUACUCUUUCUUAACAGCUGUUUUUCUCCUCGGAGCCCUGAUGGUCGGUUACUUCAAAGACCCAGCGACGGAAGACGUGAUCAACGGCGUCUACUUCUUCCUGAACACCCUCGUGCCCAUCGCCACGACCAUGUCCUGCUACGUGGCUAUGAUCAUCGCGAUGCGGCGCAACGGGCGGCGCAUGGCCAAGGUGCAGUCCAGCCACUCCCGCAUCGUCAACAACGCCACCCGCGGCAUGAUCGCCGUGUUCGCCUCCAACCUCCUCUUCGGCGUCCCUCACUCCGUCUACCACAUGCUGCCUCGUCCGCCUCAGUCCUACGGCAUCAUCUUCCACGUCCUCUUCUCCACACACUUCGUCGUCGAUCCAAUUGUCUUCAUGUACUUCAACCACAGUUACCGGCGGCGCGUGGGCGAGCGCUUGUGGGCGGCGUGGGUUUGGGCGGUCGGAAUGUGCGGCGCCCCCACGCCCAAGACGCCCACGCCCCUCACCGCCAGCACCACAACCUCGUCGGGCGGGAAGGAUACCCUCCACAGGCAGCACCAACACGCAGAACAAAAUGUCUAACGUCUGAGUCCUCUCGCUUAUCUCCUGAGAGGAAGCGGAUAUUUAACCCUUUGUCUCCGGCUCUCUGUUGUGCACGGGAGCGCCUCGCCUUGGGGAUUCGUGGGGAUUGCCCGGGAGGAGGUGUGCGCGUGGAGAGUGGCGCACAUGGCGAGGUCCCUGCAUCCUGUGCGAGAAGUAUUUGCUUGGUAACAGCGAGUUUGUAUCCUGAUCAAACUGCGUGUAAUUUAUGUAUGUGUAGUUCAGUAAGGUUUUAACAUUAACGCGUUAGGUGUUAUGUUUAUAACUUUGAUUGUGAACUCAUUGCUGGUUGUAUUCACAGAGCCAUUUAUUCUGAUGUGUUAUAUUCACAGGUAUAUCUAUUCAGUUCUCAUGUUUACUUUACUUUCACAAAAUCAAAGAAUUUAAUUUUAUAUCUCUUUCGCUGCUUUAUACCUUAAAAGGUUCUGGUUAAUGCGAUAUCUACCUAUAUUUAUCAAUCAACAUUCUUUAUCCGUCCCCCCCCCUCCCCUCAAAAAAA